AUGAUUGGGGAUCUGGAAAAUCCCGCGUCAGCACCGGAACACCAAGUGGGACUGCGACGUCGCCAGAGACGAGUUCAAGUAGCCAGAGCGUGUGAUGCUUGUCGACUUCGCCGCACCAAAUGCGACAAUGGUGUGCCAUGUUCAAAGUGCAUAGCACGUGGAAACCACUGUAGUAAUAGUGGUGCACUUAAGGCCUCAACUCUCACCGAAGCGUCUGAGGAAAUUGCCUGCCUUAAGCGGAAAGUUCAGGAAUUAGAAACAGAGCUCAAGCGGCAGGCAUCCGACCAUCACAACCUACCAAGUCCUAUAGGAUCAUCACCGUCACUGCAUUCGGAUCGUUUAUCUACAAGGGCGGACCCUGGCCCUGGUCUAAAAAGAUACCGUGAUGGUAUACAAUUUCGACCCACGCGCUCCUCUAACGAGACAUGGUUUGGGCCAUCAUCGCUUUACUCUUUUAUUCAGCGUCUUGGCGAGUUUCUCAAUCUCAAACUACAAAAGGAGCAUUCUGUCCACCGUUUGCAUCCUGUAUCAGCCAGCGACCACAAACUAUUGGACGUGCCAGAAGCAGGCCUAGUUGGAACCCAAGACCGUCCACUGUCACGCCCAACAGAGGACGUCUUUAGUGCGGGGAUUUACCUGAGUCUCAUACAAGAAGAAUAUUUUAUCAACCUUUACUGGCAAACCUACCAUACAUCGCUUUUUCCGAUCGUGGAUGAGACACAGUUCAAGAAUCAUUAUCAGUCUCUCUUGGUGAAUGGCGGCCAGAACCGCAAACCCUCGGCCCUCGUCGACAUUAUAAUUGCCAUGUGCAUGCAAUAUGCAACCUCUACGAUGCCUGCAGAGACUCAGGGAAUGCUCGCCGAGGGCAAAGAUGCACUAGUUGCCGGUCGGUGGCACUAUUGGCGUGGGCAAAAGUUACUCCAAUAUGAGCUUGACAGCCCAUCGUUAUCAACACUACAAUGCCAUCUGCUUUGUGCAGUCUACACAUGUGGCGGGUCUUUCCACAAUUUGAUGAUCAGUACCGUGGGACUAGCUGUAAGCACUGCUUAUAUGCUUGGUCUGCAUCUGGAUCCCCCACCGACCAUGCCCGAGAAGGACCGCGAGAUGCGCAGGCGGCUGUGGUGGGCAGUCUAUCUCAUGGACAGCAAAUCAGGAAUGAAGCUUGGUCGUCCUUUUAUGCUGUCAAGCUCCUACUUUAUGCCGUCUCUACCUAGUGACACUCUUGAGGCCGCUGCGAGCUCAGGAUCUAUGUUUACGCCUAUCGGACAGAAUGCCACAUGGCUGAGCUAUAAUCUACACACGGUUCAGCUUUACAUGAAAGUUCGAACAGCUUAUACGGCAUUUUAUGACCACGAGAGUCAUCUGCAAGAACGUCAGGCUUUAUGGCCUAAUCAUCAAGCCCAAAACUCCGGUGCGGAGGUUCUGAAUGCAUACGCCCAGAGCAUUCACCAAUGGGUUGAUGGUAUUCCAGAAUCUCUGAAAUUGAAGCGUCAAAACAAUGGUCAAUCCUCAUCUACGGAUUUUUCCUCCAUUGUACUUGAGCCAUUCACCCCACCUUGGCUGCAGCGACAACGUUUACUCCUCGAACACACAUAUCAUCACCUCUGCGUAAAUUUGUAUCGACCAUUUAUAUCCUUCACCUUGAAACCUCUUUCCGACUCAAUAUCGGAAGAACUCGCCAUGAGAUGCGCUUCUCAUGCAAUAAUGUUGACGAUGAUCACGCAUCAAGCGCUCACAGAAUCAACGCUUUUUGACGGGUGGCACGAGGCCUUCUUCUGCCAAUGGAAUGCAGUCAUGACUCUUGUUGGGUUUGUGAUGUUGUUUCCGUCUUCGACAUUAUCCUAUCAGGCCAAGCAUGCAAUUGAAUUGGCUAUCUUGGUUUUCGAUAAUUUCGGUGCGAAGUUUUCUGUCGCGGCAAAUGCAGCGAAAAUCGUUCGUGAUUUAUCCGUCAAAAUUGAGGUUCUCACGAGGUCCAGCGAUCUUGAGUUCAACACUGCGACCAUCUCCCAAGACUUUGAAGUUGGCUCCUUAUCCUCGGUUUCUGUCGACCAGGCUCUGCCAUCACAGGAUCUUUUCGAUGCACCGGACUUCAACCUGUUUGACAUGGCCGUUGACAUUGAUUUCUGGAAUAGUGCUGACACGCUAUGGCCCGACCUUGAGAAUUUAUCACAAUUUCAAGCGGAAAUAUGA
This is a messenger RNA of Penicillium subrubescens, 2190 nucleotides long. Its product is annotated as Zn(II)2Cys6 transcription factor. Gene Ontology annotation, biological process: DNA-templated transcription; positive regulation of transcription from RNA polymerase II promoter by galactose. The transcript has a single exon. Lineage: Eukaryota; Fungi; Ascomycota; Eurotiomycetes; Eurotiales; Aspergillaceae. The record is from RefSeq and is a predicted model, not a curated record. Bases 1 to 2190 code for a protein of 729 amino acids. Gene Ontology annotation, cellular component: nucleus. Gene Ontology annotation, molecular function: DNA-binding transcription factor activity, RNA polymerase II-specific; zinc ion binding; RNA polymerase II cis-regulatory region sequence-specific DNA binding.